Molecule: messenger RNA, 2661 nt
Organism: Phytomonas sp. EM1
Lineage: Eukaryota; Euglenozoa; Kinetoplastea; Trypanosomatida; Trypanosomatidae
Source: the annotation of a GenBank genome assembly
GCAGUUCCCUUCCCUUACGAGAAAACUAUGUCUUGCACCCUAAAAUCAUAAUAUCUAAUUAUAAAUCUGACGAUAGAAUAUUUUCUUUUUCUUUUUUCAUACAUUGAUUUCCAACAAUUUGGCGGACUCCAUGCUACGGCGUUCGCUGCGAAGACUCACCUUCGCCAAUGGGAGCUUCAACGAAAGACUUCGCAAGAACGACGGCUGUGUUUCGCUGCAACAGUCUUUUAAGCUCUUUGGUCUCAACCCUAACGAUACUUGCUCCGAUCAAGAAAUCAAGAAGCGUUUCAGGGAGUUGGCGCUCAAAUGUCAUCCCGAUAGCGGUGGCAGCAACGAGGAGUUCCGGGUUCUCAAGGAUGCGCAGGAGAUGGUUCUCACACAUCAACGCAAUGGUUUGAAACCAGACUGUUUCACGUUUCAUGCUCGUCGACGAAGACGUCGGGUGGUGGACGUGAACUACAUCGAUGAAACGUACGAGACCUAUUACAAGACACCCGGCCGAGAAGACUACUGCACCUAUUGCACUGAGGAUUAUACUGUUCUUAUCUUUUUAUCCUUGGUAUUAAACUUUUUUUUCUACCAACUACGUAAGAUGCACAAGCGAAAUAUCCCAAGCUAUUCGAAUUAAUCUUUUAUGCGGCGUUAUAAACUAUAUUAGUACAACGUGAAGCUGUGAGGGAAACUAGUCAAAUAUAUCAACUGAAGUGAGCAACUUUUCAAUUUAUGGAUAAAUAAAUAUAUAAUAUGCACAUAAAUAAUAAAAACCUAUAAUGCGAUCAACCUAGGAUAAAUCGUUGCUUGCUCUGCUCAACAAUGAUUUUAGAAUAGCAAAUGAUUUUUGUUUAUUUAAUUAGGGAUAUUGCAGGAUAAAAAAUGUGCCUAAGAUCUACGCUGAUAAUUUUUAAAAUAACAUGCAGAGAACGGAGAUGCUUUCACACUUUCUAAAUUUUCAAUUUCUAUUGAUAAAAAAAAAUGAAACCUUCUGAAUGAAAUAUAUAUUUUUUCCUUGAGUUCCCAAGAAGAUGAAUAGAUGUCAUAUAAGACAAUAAAAAUAGAUAUAAUUCACCACGUUGUGAGUUUUUUAUGUGUUGCACUCCUUGAUGUUCCUUUUUCUUUUUCCAUCCCUGAGGGGUUUAUUUCCCUGCACUCUAUAGUUUGAUGUAUCUGAAAAAAUUUAUCUCCUUUUGGUGGUGCUCAUUUUCUAGAAAUUAUUGAGUAGAAAUGGCACACGACUCCGCCGAUACCCCAACGAGCACGGUGGAUAAUCAAGAUGAGAGGCAAGCGUUAGCGCGUCUCACGGAGGAGCUAAAACAAACGCAAAGUAAAUUUGAAGAAUGGAAAGCCAAGGCUAAGGUUGGUGUCGAUCAGCUUCGAGGGCGAAUAGUGGAGCUUACAACACAAUUGGAGGCCUCAGAAUCCCAAAGACAGACGCUCGUGAUGUCGUUAGAUAAAUUAAGAUCCUCCAAAGAAGGCGACCUCACAUGGAUAGAGGGAUUAGGAAUGAAUCAUAAUUUAGGCCUCCUGGCGCUUGAGCGGGAGCGCGCCGUUGGUGAAUACCUCUUACAGGCUUCUCACGAUAAGAUAGAGGCGGUAUGGGAGGCACUUCUUCUUCAAUUCAACGAUUUUCCCCCUAACGCCGUUAAAGAUCAGCCUAGUUCGACCUCCGAGGAUGAAUUGGAACGUUACAAACAACGAGUCGCCACGACGAUGAAAUUGCAGCAAAAGAACUCUGAGGCGCUUCAAAAUCAGGUCGUAGAGCUCCAACAGCGUCUUCAGUUGGCGGAAAAAGAGCUGCAGGAGCGCGCCGCGGCGCUGUCAGGGAAAGAAGAAACGGUUUCGUUAUUAGAGCAGCGACUUAGCAGUGUCGAGCGCGCGUACGAGGAGCUCCAACAGACGCACGACACCCCGCUUGGUGGCCCGAAUAUGGAUCGAAUCAGCGCGAUGGAGGAAAGGAUGGAGGAGGAGCUUGACCGCCUCCGCGCGGAGUUCAUGCAACACGAGAAUACCGUUCUAAUGCAACACCACGACGAACUUGAGCGACUUCAAUCGAUGCACGAACGCGAAAUUCAGGCGAUUCAGCAGGAAGCGGAGGAACGGCUUGCGCGUGAGCUCGACGCGGCCCUUUCUUUUCAGAAACCUCAAGCCAUGCCGUCGCCAUCGUCGCCGUCCACUCAGGAAGAUGCGGCCUAUUUAGAGCUUCUCAAAGAGUUUGAGGCCCUCGAAAGUCAGCACCGCACCCUCAUUCAAGAACACGCCGCGAUGAAGAAUAUAAUGCAACAGUUAAACUCCCGAAAGGAUGCGGAAGGGACGGAUGACCGGAAGGCGAUCUCCAUUUCAUGUCAUCAACACAACCCCACCUCUCUUGCAGAGGCGAAAGAACUGAUUGAGGGCCUCCAAACAUGCCUAACUACCACUACCGAUCAGCUAUGGCAGUUGAAAAAAAGUUUGAUGAGCGGAAACGAAAAUAAAGCCCCGGAAGGAGCGCUUGAUCCCCAGCAUGUUACGUAUUUACGAUCUAUUAUUGUAAAUAUUUUCUGCCUAUGCGAUAAAAAUUCGACGAUAGCGAAGCUCCUACCCGUGACCAGCACUCUUCUUGAAUUUAGUAAAGAGGAUUUGGAUGCGAUAUAUGCAAACAAGCCUGAGUGGAAGCGCCGUCAAUAG